GAGCCCCGCCCACAAGCCAGGCGAGCUCGGAGGGCCUGCGUCCUCCCUGAGAUUAAACGAAGGAGGCUGCGAUUGGAGGCUGAGGUGGUGACGUAACUUUCCGCUGUGGGUGGCCUUCCGCUCGGGCAGCUGUCGGGAGGGGCUCGGGGAAAACUUAGUGAGGCUCCCGGGUCCCUGAGCCCUUGGAAGUGCGAUGAGGUCGGUUAGCUACGUACAGCGCGUGGCCCUGGAGUUCAGCGGGAGCCUCUUCCCGCACGCCAUCUGCCUUGGAGACGUCGAUAACGACACGCUGAAUGAACUCGUGGUGGGAGACACCAGCGGGAAGCUGUUGGUGUAUAAGAAUGAUGACAGCCGGCCGUGGCUCACCUGUUCCUGCCAGGGAAUGCUCACUUGUGUCGGGGUUGGAGAUGUGUGUAAUAAAGGGAAGAACCUGGUGGUGGCUGUGAGUGCCGAGGGCUGGUUUCACUUGUGUGACCUGACGCCUGCCAAAGCCCUGGAUGUUUCUGGGCACCACGAGACCCUUGUGGGGGAGGAGCAACGUCCAGUCUUCAAGCAGCACAUCCCUGCCAACACCAAGGUCAUGCUGAUCAGCGACAUCGAUGGUGACGGCCGCUGCGAGCUGGUGCUGGGUUACACAGACCGUGUGGUCCGGGCUUUCCGCUGGGAGGAUCUGGGUGACGGCACUGAGCAUCUGAUGGGGCAGCUGGUGUCACUCAAGAAGUGGAUGCUGGAGGGUCAGGUGGACAGUCUCUCAGUGACUCCUGGUCCCCUGGGUGUUCCUGAACUGAUGGUAUCUCAGCCCGGCUGUGCUUAUGCAGUUCUGUUGUGUACCUGGAACAAGGACCCCGGGGCACCCCCCACCUCUGAGGUGCCCUCGGAGGGCACCAGGGAGACCCCAGCUGCCCGAGACGUCGUGCUACACCAGACAUCUGGCCGCAUCCACAACAAGAACGUCUCCACUCACCUUGUCGGCAACAUCAAGCGAGGCCACAGCCCUGACAGCGGCGCCUCCGGCCUCUUUGCCCUCUGCACACUGGAUGGGACGCUUAAGCUCAUGGAGCAGGCGGACAAGCUGUUGUGGUCGGUGCAGGUGGACCACCAGCUGUUCGCCCUGGAGAAACUGGACGUCACGGGCAAUGGGCAUGAGGAGGUGGUCGCCUGUGCCUGGGACGGGCAGACGUACAUCAUCGAUCACAACCGCACCGUGGUCCGCUUCCAGGUGGACGAGAACAUCCGCGCCUUCUGUGCAGGUCUGUAUGCCUGCAAAGGGGGCCACAACAGCCCCUGCCUCGUGUACGUCACGUUCAACCAGAAGAUCUACGUGUACUGGGAGGUGCAGCUGGAGCGGAUGGAGUCCACCAACCUGCUGAAGCUGCUGGAGGCUGAGCCUGAGUACCGGGACCUGCUGCAGGAGCUGGGUGUGGAUCCUGACGACCUCCCAGCCGUCCGCGCCCUGCUUCACCACAGCCUCUACCAUCCGGACCAGGGGCAGUUUCCCCGCAGCUCUCCACACGUCCCUGGAGUUCAAGGGCCCAGUGCGUGAAGAGGCAGGUGGAGGAAAAAUAACUGGAGUAAGUAUUCGAAGGGUAUCCAGGGUUUUCACAGGGUAACCGAAGAAUCACUGGCUUCAGACAUUUGCAGCCCUGGAAAAGGCAGCUGAGAGAUUUGCUCCCAGCCUCCGGGGCCAGGCAUCCCUCUACCGGUUCCCCUUCCCCUCGUGUGGACUGUUUCUCCCUCACUCAACCGUGCGCAGAAUCAGGAAGGUGGGCACCAGCAGAGCAGGGACCCGGGCUGGUGGUAAGGUGAGCCUCCGAGGUGCAGGGAGCAACAUGGGGCAAAGACCUCAAGGGUGUUGGGGGUGGGCAAGCAGGCGGGGGCCCCCCCUCCGGCACCAAGGGCCCAGCCCCAACCUGGCUUUAUGUCCUUUUUGCCAUCCUGAUUUGGCUCUGCUCUUCUUGGGCAGGGAGGACAGUGGAUGGGAGAACCAGAACCCUGAGGUUGUGGUCCUCUCUAGGGAACACCCCUCCUGGGGUAGGGCAGAUGCGGAGAAGCAGAGGAAUGUAGCCGACAGGGGAAUGGGACAGCGGGGUCAGGGUGGUGGCCGAAGGGACAGACAUGGCAGUCCGCAGCUACCUGGCUCUAGUAAUGCCCCAUCCCCCCAAGGCUCUUCCCCUCAAGCAAGGAGCUCCCCGCUGGGGACUGCCUGGGGCGGCUGUCACUGGCCAGGCUCUUGGUGCAGAGGCAGGAAGGGCAGCUCUGGGAAGGGGGCCUUCAGCCGCAGCACGCCAUGCUCCAGGUCGAUGCAACACUGUCGGGGUGUGGGGAGGUGAGCUCCCCUGGUAGAUGACCCCCCCCCAGCCCCCAGCCCCCUGCUCCUUGCCCCUCCCCCUUCCAGGGAUGGCUCCAGGGAGGGGCUGGGUUCUCUGCAUUUUUCACGUGUGGGUAACUAAGGAGCGAGGGUGAAACCCCCAUCUCAUCUCAGGUCUUUCUCAUGGGGCCCCAACCACGCGUCCACUCCUGUGCCCCCCACCUCUUUCCCAGUGCUCUGGGCCAGGCCUGGGUGUGGGUACCAGCGUGAGCAUCCUCCUUACCUGGAGAGAGAGCAGGGUCUGCAGUCCAAGGCAGAGUUCAGGCCUCUCCACAUCUGCAGGAACCAUCGGAAACAAGCGGCUGGCUGGAGGGCUCCCGUGGUCACUGCUGUCCUUUCAGUGCUCCCCCUUCUCUGCCUCCCACCCCCAGGUCUGAGAAUCUUGGGGAUAAUGGGAGCAUAUAGGGGAUGCUUUCUCUGGUGCUGGCAGGAGCUGAGUAUCUGCCCCCGCCCCCCCCAGGAGAGGAAGGAGAGCUGAGCCCAUGGGCUGCUGAACAGAGGACUUACCCACCACCUGGGCCGAGCACACCACAGUCUCCUGGCCCAGCUGUAGCUCCAGCUGCGCCACCUGGGCUGGGGGCCCAGGUGUCAGGUCCCCACCUGGGGCUCCUAGGACCCUCUUCCCUAACCUGUGGUUGGGAAGCAAGGCUCAUGGCCACCGCAGCCCCCACUCCAACCCUGUUUGUCAGCUGAUGUCCCUCCCCACCACUUUGGGGUCUCAGCCAAUCCCUGGCCCCCCCACAGGGUCUAAAUCCUGUGUUCUCUGCCAGACCCCCCCAACUCUUUUUUUAAAAUUAAAAGUUUUAUUGAGAUA
This is a messenger RNA of Phacochoerus africanus (Common warthog), 3182 nucleotides long. It is a transcript of the gene ITFG2, whose product is annotated as integrin alpha FG-GAP repeat containing 2. The record is from RefSeq and is a predicted model, not a curated record. The transcript is spliced from 13 exons. Gene Ontology annotation, cellular component: KICSTOR complex. The coding region runs from base 194 to 1543 and encodes 449 amino acids. Gene Ontology annotation, molecular function: protein binding. Lineage: Eukaryota; Metazoa; Chordata; Mammalia; Artiodactyla; Suidae. Gene Ontology annotation, biological process: regulation of TOR signaling.